This is a messenger RNA of Lutzomyia longipalpis, 1302 nucleotides long. RefSeq lists its product as uncharacterized. The record is from RefSeq and is a predicted model, not a curated record. The transcript is spliced from 3 exons. NCBI's taxonomy places the organism in Eukaryota, Metazoa, Arthropoda, Insecta, Diptera, Psychodidae. The coding region runs from base 52 to 1179 and encodes 375 amino acids.
AGCGUCAUUUCAGUCAAUUAAAGUGUGUGCAAAAAAAAUACAUUAUUAAUUAUGUCGUUGUUGAAGCCUGCUUUUAAGGUAAUAAAAACGAUUGAGGGCAAUGAUGUUAUGUUGUCAGUGGUGCCAAGUUCCUGGGAGAACAACGGCGUUCUGUUUUGGCCUUCUGGUGUAAAAUCAGAUAAGAUUCGGAAGGAUCCAAGUUCCGUUCCAAGUGCAAAUUGGACGAGACAUGCUUGUUUUGUCCUUAAGAAGGAUAUUGUUUCGUAUUCAAAAGCUAUUGAAUACCAAAAGAAAUUCGAACAAACAGCCACGGAAGAUGAGCAAAACAUCGCCAACGAAGGAGAUUCAGAAAGUGAGGAAGAGAGAGAAAUUCAUAAAUCGAAGCGCUCAAGGACACAUGAAAUGUCUUUCAGUGACUACACGCCCCUAGUGGAAGCAGCGAAUAAUCCUGAAAAGGCAGUUCUUGGAACUUCAAUGAAUAUUGAUAGCAUUGGCAUGUGCUGUUGUGACGGAUCAAAGUUUGAUUCACUAAAGCGAGAAGUUCAAAAUAACACAACAGUGUCAAAGGAGCGACUGACCGUAGAGAAAGAGAGACUUGCUAUUGAAAAAGCGAAUGGAAUAAAGCUUGAUAGGAUCUUGGAUCUGAUCAGUAAAGGAAGCACUUCUACAAUAGGAAAUGGUGAAAACACGACUUCGAAGAUGUACACUGUAAUGGAUGUCUUUGAUGCGGAAUCUGAGGGACUACCUAUCGUUGCAGUUGAAGGAAUUCGAGAAUUUGACAAAAAAUUGCAAAAUCCGGAAUUUAAAGAGAAGUUCAUCAAAUACUGUCAAAGUUACGCGGGUACAUCAGGAUGUGCCGAUUGGAAAAUUGCUUUCAGUCUAGUAGAUUUGAUAUUUGACAGACAAGUUCUCAUACACUUUUCUUGGACAGGCGUUGCAAAGGGAAACAACUCAAAAAUCGCCUUUAACCAAUUUAAAGAAAUAAUUCAAAGUUUUUCUCUAAUAAUGAAGAGAGCAAAUAACAAUUUUUCAAUGAAAGACACUGAAAAAUUUUUCAAACAAAAGAUUUUGAAACAUGCUUUCUCCAGGGCACAUCGGCGACUAGAAGUUAAUCCAGACCGUAACAGUGAUGAAGCCACCGAGCCACCAGCAUUUGAUCUUCCACCUGUUCAUCUAUGAAUUAAAAUGUCCUCAAGUAAAUUAAUUACAAUGAAAAACCCUUAAUGUAUAUUUCCAGAAUUUAUUUACAAUUUAUUAUUUCAAAGUAUGAAUAAGAGGAAUAAAAACUGAUGUGUUUAAAUA